AUGUUUUCCAGGCUGCUUAGGCUAUUUCGGAGAGAGAAUGGUGAUCAAGGAGAGACCACUUCCAGUAAGAAAGAAGCUGGCCUCCUGUCUUGUAAAAAAGGAAGACUGAAAUCAUUCUGGGGAAGGCACAGCUCUACUAGGCAAACAUCAUCCCAGAAUUCCAGCAUCAGUAACUGGAAAGAGAUGACGAGAUUGGAAGAACUAAAAUUGAAGAUCAAGAAGAUGAGCUUUGAGGAGGAAGAAAUUAGUCAAAUGCUGAACCUCUACAAUUAUGAUGAUUUGAACUACAGGAUGAACAUCGAAUUCAAUAUCAUUAAAAGUAACCAUGAAAAGACCAUUAUGAAUAUCCAGAAAAUGACCGAGUCAAUAAGUGAUGCCAUGGAGAGAUACAACAAGCUCAUAGAAGAAAACCAUUCCUACAGCACCAGGCACUGCCAACUCCUUAGAGAAUGUUGUCAACUGAAAGACAAUGUCAGGAUAUUGCUGCAGGGAGCAAACAGAAAUCUGCUGGUAGAGCAGCGUGAACCACAAAUGUCCUAUGGAGAAGAGAAGAGCUUCUGUGAGGAGGCCAACAAGAACAUCUAUGUCCCAAGUGCCUCACAUCAGCAGACCCCAUUGAUUGACCCUCAUGCCAGGUCACAUGGCAUCCAAUGUGGGGCAGCAAGAACAAGAGACUCCUUGAGGGACAGUACUGAAAGAGGGGUUGUCGACUGCAAAUUCAAAAGUAUAACAAAGGUGGUCUCUGCUGGAACCUGCUACAUUGAGACUGGUCUCCUAUUUGGUGAAGUGUCUUUAGAAACAGUGGAAAGCAUGCACAGUGGUAAAGCACUGCACAUUCCUCUCCAGUCCUUUCACCAUUUUGGCCCUCAAUGCACUUUGCUGCUCAUUUCCCCUCAGUCUCUCCUUCUUUCAGGCCAUAAUCUCCACUUUUCUAACCUGCUCUACAGCACCUUGCCAGUUUUUCUGACCUCAAAGGUCCUACAGACUGUGCCUUUCUCCUGA
This is a messenger RNA of Arvicanthis niloticus (Nile rat), 1002 nucleotides long. Lineage: Eukaryota; Metazoa; Chordata; Mammalia; Rodentia; Muridae. The record is from RefSeq and is a predicted model, not a curated record.